AUGGUAAAGUUAGAUCAUAUGUACUUGACUAUUUUCAAAGAAAAGGUUGAUUCAACAAAUGGUAAUGGUGGAGUUCAUGUGCCAAGACAGAAGUACAUCGCCAUAUCGAAAUCCGAACUCUUAGAUGCCAUUAUUUUAAUGUUUGACUCACCAAAACUGAAAGAUGAGUUUCAGUUAAUGUCAUCGUGUCUAGACUCUAUUUUACAUGCUGAACAUAAAAGCAUUCUAGAGGAAAUGCGAGCUGAUUAUGACUUUACGCAUUCUGCAAAUCAAAAUACGACCACUCAUGAGGAUGGUGGCUCGGAAGGAAACUCGAUUCCCAAUGGAAAGGAUUCAGUCAUUGACUUGUCAGAUAUUUUGGGAUUAUCAACUAAAAAUCCUCUACCAGCAUACAGAGUUCCAGUUGACACACGUUUCCAGCGUGCUUUUAUUCAACUACUUUACAAUGCACAAUUUGAGGAACUAUCAGCUGCUGAUUUGAAGUUGACAUCAGCAUUAAAUACUGAUUAUCUACUCACUCUCCCAGUUUACGUUGAUUGGAAGAAAGCAGCAGAGUCUAAAGCAAUAAUUUUCAGGAGGGGAUAUGCAACCGAGAGGCAAAAGGGUCUAUUAAUAGUUGAAAAACUGGAUUACGUGCAGUCCAAGAUUCUGCAAGCACUUUUUUACAGUAUCUCUGAGCCAUUAGGGAAAAUCGUCAUGUGGAUUAUUCAGGCAUUUGAAAGGAGUAUUGAAGGACAAGAUGCCGAGGUAUGGAUGAACAAGACGAAGCUUUGGUUCAAAGAAGUCCGGCGGUUUAGGAAAUCAAACUUGUUUGAUGAAUCUAUGCCUGAUAACACAUUAGGGGUCGAUCAGUUAUCAGAUAAGGAUCUUCCUAUAUGGCUUGCUGCACAGAAGGCUGUAGCUCGUUAUGAAGGAACUUUGUCAUCAAAUGGACCUCGUGGCAGGCUCUUUAGGAAAUUGUUGACAUGGACAGGACUCGUACCCUCCAUGCCAGAAAAGUUGUUCAACCAUGAUUCUGAUAUCUCUGCAUCCGAAGCUUAUUUGAGGCCUAUUUUCUUGUCAAGGAUAUCACUUAGUGACAUUUGGGAGCCUGCUUCCAGAAAAUUUUGUGAGAAUAAUCCUUGGAAGAUGUUGAAGAAUGCAUUUUCAAUUUUUCUGUCACGAACAGUCCUUCAGGAGCCGGCAUUUCAAGAAUUGAUUUUGCUUUAUACGAAAGAAAUUGAGGAUAAAGAGAGCAUAGACCAAUCUCCCAUGUUGCAGUUGAAGAUAUAUGAGCGGAUACCUAUCCCUGAUUUGCCGGUUAUUUUUCCUCACAAGAAACUGUCUUUUCGCAUUUUGGACACGGUACGGUUAGAUGGUGCCACGAUCUUGGGGCUAUUAGCCUACUUCAUAAACUACAAAUUUGAGAACAUAUUGUCUUCCCCAUCAGCUGUACUUCUAGAUGUGAUUGCAGCAAGUGCUCUUGUAAUAUCUUUCUCUCGUAUAAUUUUGGGAUACAAACAAACGUGGGAUCGGUAUGAAUUAUUGGUCAACAGGACUCUUUAUGAGAAGACUUUGGCCAGUGGUUUUGGAUCUGUUCACUUUCUUUUGGAUGCUUCUGAACAGCAGCAGUACAAGGAAGCCAUUUUAGCUUAUGCCAUUUUGCUAAAAGCUGGGAGUAUGCAGGCCACUUUUGCAGACAGUGCUCAAGACCAGUGUGAAAGAUUUAUGUAUGAUGUGUUCAGAAAGAAGGUUGAAAUGCCAAUUGAUAAAGCUGUUAAUACUUUGAUGAGGUUGGAUCUUGUUAUCGAAAAAGAAGUUGGUGAAAGAGUUGGACUACUACCAGUUCCAUGUUCCGAGGCCUACACAAUCCUUAAACAACGUUGGAACAGUUUUGUAAAUUAAGAUAGCUCCUAGUUAGGUUAUACACAAGUAAUACAAGGUCAGCAUUGGCCAAAUGAGUUAUUUCAAGCAUCGUCCAAGAUGGUUCAAAGACCUUUGAAUGCAUUAAAGAGACGGGAAUCGGACUAAUAUUCAUAACGACAAGGUAAUGAAGAAAAAGCACACAGCUUAAGGUAGUUAAAAUUUUUGAUAGUUUUACUUAUUAGAAUUCAUGAUUCCGUGUCGUGUAUAGUUUCUCUUGUCAUGCAAUAUGUAAGUUAAUUGCUGAUUAUGCUCAAUUGCUCAUUAUACAAUGAAUAUAAAAAGGUAUGCAAUUCUCAUGUAAAGAUUAUUCUAAUAUAAUGGCAAAUUCAAUAGCAUUUUUUGUUGUUGCAUAA
Erigeron canadensis is the source of this 2258-nucleotide messenger RNA. RefSeq lists its product as uncharacterized. The record is from RefSeq and is a predicted model, not a curated record. The transcript is spliced from 16 exons. Lineage: Eukaryota; Viridiplantae; Streptophyta; Magnoliopsida; Asterales; Asteraceae. Bases 1 to 1884 code for a protein of 627 amino acids.